Onychomys torridus (southern grasshopper mouse) is the source of this 5068-nucleotide messenger RNA. RefSeq names its product salt inducible kinase 2 (gene Sik2). Gene Ontology annotation, biological process: intracellular signal transduction; protein phosphorylation; microtubule cytoskeleton organization. The transcript is spliced from 16 exons. The coding region runs from base 199 to 3102 and encodes 967 amino acids. NCBI's taxonomy places the organism in Eukaryota, Metazoa, Chordata, Mammalia, Rodentia, Cricetidae. Gene Ontology annotation, molecular function: ATP binding; tau-protein kinase activity; magnesium ion binding. Gene Ontology annotation, cellular component: cytoplasm. The record is from RefSeq and is a predicted model, not a curated record.
GACGUCGUCGCACGUCAGCGCCGGCGCGCGCCUGGCUGGGCCCUGUGGGGCGGGAGGGAAGCAGCUCUGGAGCGAGAACCGCGGCCGUCGCCCAGAACCUAGCCGCGCCGCCCGCCGCCCUCCUGCCCGCUCCGCGCCGCUUCGCGCCGGUCCGCUCGUUCGUGCUCCAGUUGCCGUGUCCUGCAGCGGGGGCCCAGCAUGGUCAUGGCGGAUGGCCCGAGGCACUUGCAGCGCGGGCCGGUCCGGGUGGGGUUCUACGACAUCGAGGGCACGCUGGGCAAGGGCAACUUCGCCGUGGUGAAGCUGGGGCGGCACCGGAUCACCAAGACGGAGGUGGCUAUAAAAAUAAUAGAUAAAUCUCAGCUGGACGCAGUAAACCUUGAGAAAAUCUACCGAGAAGUACAAAUAAUGAAAAUGCUUGAUCAUCCUCACAUAAUCAAACUUUAUCAGGUAAUGGAGACCAAAAGUAUGUUGUAUCUUGUGACAGAAUAUGCCAAAAACGGAGAAAUUUUUGAUUAUCUUGCUAAUCAUGGCCGGUUAAAUGAAUCUGAAGCCAGGAGAAAAUUCUGGCAAAUUUUGUCUGCUGUUGAUUAUUGCCAUGACCGAAAGAUUGUGCACCGUGACCUGAAGGCUGAAAAUCUCCUGCUGGAUAACAAUAUGAAUAUCAAAAUAGCAGAUUUUGGUUUUGGGAAUUUCUUUAAAACUGGUGAACUGCUGGCAACAUGGUGUGGCAGCCCCCCUUAUGCGGCCCCAGAAGUCUUUGAAGGGCAGCAAUACGAAGGACCACAGCUGGACAUAUGGAGCAUGGGAGUUGUCCUUUAUGUCCUUGUCUGUGGAGCUCUGCCUUUUGAUGGACCAACUCUCCCUAUUUUGAGGCAGAGGGUUUUGGAAGGAAGAUUCCGGAUUCCAUAUUUCAUGUCAGAAGAGUGUGAACACCUUAUUAGAAGGAUGUUGGUCCUAGAUCCUUCCAAACGGCUAAGCAUAGCUCAAAUCAAGGAGCACAAGUGGAUGCUUAUAGAAGUUCCUGUACAAAGACCUAUUCUCUAUCCACAAGAACAAGAAAACGAGCCGUCCAUCGGAGAAUUUAAUGAGCAGGUUCUGCGAUUAAUGCACAGCCUUGGAAUUGAUCAGCAGAAAACUAUUGAGUCUUUGCAAAACAAGAGCUAUAAUCACUUUGCUGCCAUUUAUUUCUUGUUGGUGGAACGUCUGAAAUCACAUAGGAGCAGUUUUCCUGUGGAGCAGAGACUUGAUGGCCGCCAGCGCCGGCCUAGCACCAUUGCGGAACAAACUGUUGCCAAGGCACAAACUGUGGGGCUCCCAGUGACCUUGCAUUCACCGAACGUGAGACUGAUGCGAUCUACCCUCCUCCCACAGGCAGCCAAUGUGGAGGCCUUUUCAUUUCCAACAUCCAGCUGUCAAGCAGAAGCUGCCUUUAUGGAGGAAGAGUGUGUGGAUACUCCUAAGGUGAAUGGCUGUCUGCUUGACCCUGUGCCCCCUGUCCUGGUGAGGAAGGGAUGCCAGUCACUGCCCAGCAAUAUGAUGGAGACCUCCAUUGAUGAAGGGUUGGAGACGGAAGGAGAGGCCGAGGAAGAUCCCAGUCAGGCCUUUGAAGCUUUCCAGGCCACACGGAGUGGGCAGCGACGGCACACUCUGUCAGAAGUGACUAACCAAUUGGUUGUGAUGCCUGGGGCAGGAAAAAUUUUCUCUAUGAGUGACAACCCCUCCCUUGACAGUGUGGACUCUGAGUACGAUAUGGGGUCUGUUCAGAGGGACAUGAACUUUCUGGAAGACAGCCCUUCCCUGAAGGACAUCAUGUUAGCUAAUCAGCCUUCACCCCGCAUAACAUCUCCUUUCAUAAGCCUCAGACCUACCAACCCAGCCAUGCAGGCUCUGAGCUCGCAGAAACGUGAGGUCCACAAUCGGUCCCCUGUGAGUUUCCGAGAAGGCCGCAGAGCAUCAGACACUUCCCUUACCCAAGGAAUUGUAGCAUUUAGACAACAUCUUCAGAAUCUUGCUAGAACCAAAGGAAUUCUGGAGUUGAACAAAGUACAGUUGCUAUAUGAACAAAUAGGAUCAGAGGCGGACCCUAACUUAACAUCAGCUGCUCCUCAGCUCCAAGACCUCUCAAGCAGCUGCCCUCAGGAGGAAGUCUCUGAGCAGCAGGAAGGUGUCUCCACACUCUCUGCCAGCAUGCAUCCUCAACUUUCUCCACAGCAGAGCUUAGAAACCCAGUACCUACAGCAUCGACUCCAGAAGCCCAAUCUUCUGCCAAAGGCCCAGAAUACUUGUCCAAUAUAUUGUAAAGAACCACCUCGGAGCCUGGAACAGCAGCUACAGGAACAUAGGCUCCAACAGAAGCGACUUUUCCUCCAGAAGCAGUCUCAGCUGCAAGCAUAUUUUAAUCAGAUGCAGAUAGCAGAGAGCUCCUACCCUCGACCAAGUCAGCAGCUGGCUCUUCCCCACCAGGAGACUCCACCGCCAUCCCAGCAGCCCCCACCAUUCAGCCUAAGCCAGCCCCUGAGCCCAGUCCUCGAGCCCUCUUCUGAGCAGAUGCAAUUUAGCCCUUUCCUCAACCAGUACCGGGAGAUGCAGUUGCAGCCCCUGCCUUCUGCACCCAGCCCCCGGGCUCCACAUCCCUUACCCUCACAAUUGCAGCAGCCACCCCCACCACCCCCUCCUCCUCCACCUCAGCAGCAUGAAGCUGCUCCAGCCCCCUUACAGUUCUCCUAUCAGACUUGUGAGCUCCCAAGCACCACCUCCUCUGCACCAGACUAUCCUGCUCCCUGUCGCUAUCCAGUGGAUGGAGCCCAGCAGGGCAACCUCACAGGCACGGACUGUCCCAGGAGCUCAGGACUUCCGGAGACCCCAUCCAGCUACGACCCACUGGCCCUCUCUGAGCUCCCUGGACUCUUUGAUUGUGAAAUGCUAGAAGCUGUGGAUCCACAACACAAUGGAUUGAAAAUGGGGGCCGCUCAUUUCAGGACCGCAGGAACAGCACCGCUACAGAUUGGCAUAAACCCCUGCCUGCCCCCCAACAGGGCUGUGAGCUGUGUAGCCCCAGGAGACCUAGCAGCUAUGGCAGGACAGUUAGGCGACAGAUGAGGGGCUGCGGAGAGGCUGUCAGAAGGUUCAAGGCUGCAGAGAGAAGCCGGGAGCACCAACAGCCAGCCUGGUAGGCACUGACACUCUGAGCGCAGGGGAGGACAGUCGCCUGGUGAAGAGCACCAACCAUCCUGCUGGAUCCUGUCGUCAGCUCCGGUUCGCUCCUCUCACUCCUUCCAAGUAGAAACCCCUAAUCCGUGGCUACCUUUAUUUCCCAAGAUGGAAGCUGGUGAGAGCAGAUGGGGCCUGGUGGUCAGCUCAUCUGAUUGCUUUUGUUGCUGCUGCUGUCCCCUAACUAGUGACCAUGGAAGCUUCCAAGCCGUUUCUCCUCACAAGUACUAAAGUAACACUAAGAAGGCUUAGGCCCACUCUUGCUGAGAGGCAGCUUUGAAAUACUGACAUGCUCACUUGUCACUUCACAUCAGCAGUGUGUACACUACUGUAUAGUAACCCUUAGCUUUGUUAUGUUGUAAACCAGCCUCUCCAAAGAGACUGGUGAUUCAAACAUAAGGUAAAAUUUUCAUUCGGCAAAAAGUGCAAUCUGUGUGGUACUUUUUUAUUUUUGGUUAUGGGCUUUUGUUCCCCAGGGUAUCACUCUCUGCUUUGGGGGAAAUGCAUUAGUUCUGCAGUCUCCAGUUGUGCAAGUGUAUCUCUAGUAUUUACAUGCAACUGACAUGCUGGUCCCUGUAAGGCAAACGGAGGGUGUUAAUGCAACAGGAAGACCACGGGUUGUGGGGUCCCCCUCCUCUAUUCCCAGGGAGCUGCCUGGCCAGCGCCAACCCUCACCCUGCCCAGACUUGGCCUGUCUGAACUGCCUUCCCACCACCUUGGGAACAAAGACAGGGGCAGUUCUGUGCCCACCACCCUCCAGAAUCUACCCAGUGGGAGAUAGUGAGGCCCCUGGGGGAAAGCCUUUGGGACUGAUGUGACGUGUAAGAGCUGGUCUGAGCAAAGCCCUUCCUUUUGCUUUGCAUCCUAGGAAAAAGAAGGCCAAGGUCCCUCUAUCUCAGACAUCAAGAUCAGAACUGUUUAAAUCCUGGCCUGGUGUUGGGAGGUAGGACUUAAGCCUUUGCCUGCCACGCUCCCUCCACAUUUGUUUAGUGGAGUCUGCAUUGUUGCAGGGUCCCCACCCCACACCCCCAGUACCACCCAGCCUGUGGGGCCGUACCCUCUGCCCUGACCCAGAACACUCCAGUACUAGGGCACUCAGCAAGAACCCAUCACAGGCCUCUCUACCUGUACCCCAGGAGCCAUUAUACCUAAGACAGGGAGGGAUACUAGGACUGGGGAAAAGGGAGUGUUCUCUGAUGGAAGGUGACAAGGUGAUGAGCCAGAAACUGAAGGAACCCAAAAGGUAGCAGCUUCUAGGGCCGCAAGUGUGCCAGCAGCUCAGGACAUGGGGACCCAGUGGGCUCUCCUUCAUCUCUGGGGUUCUCUAGCCUCUAAAUAAGCCUGUUUCUUACAUCUAUGAGGACCAGAGUUUCUCUGCUUUGAUUACACGUUUACACUCACAUCAACAGUGAGUUAGGCUCUAUUGGUUUAAAGAAAAUUCACAGUCCAGGGGACUUUCCCAUUCCUCCCCUUUAGACAGUAUAGAGUGUCAUUUGAUGACACUGACCCCAGUGGGCAGUUGCAGAACCCCUGUGCCAGGGCUGACCUUUGCUGCGUUUGUACCCCUAAGCUGGGCUGCCUCUACUGCCUCCUCGGAAGCCACCCGAGCCGCUCGGUCUCUCUGUGCCUAGACAUCAAAGGUAAAAACUGGAGAACAGGUAGUGAGUUGGAGUCAUUGCCCAGGCAGGGAUCUGUAUCAUUUUGUUGCUUCUGGAAAUUUUUUAUAGAACUUACCUUCAGAGUGCUUUGUGGGGGAAAGAGCAGUAUCAUCAGCCUGUUUCAACACUGGACAAAACACACUUCAAAACUUAUACACACACACACACACACACACACACACACACACACACACACA